Messenger RNA from Cladophialophora immunda, 1996 nucleotides. RefSeq lists its product as uncharacterized. NCBI's taxonomy places the organism in Eukaryota, Fungi, Ascomycota, Eurotiomycetes, Chaetothyriales, Herpotrichiellaceae. The transcript is spliced from 3 exons. The record is from RefSeq and is a predicted model, not a curated record. The coding region runs from base 782 to 1711 and encodes 309 amino acids.
ACUGAACUCAACAUCAGCGUCUACCUAGAGCCUAUUGCUCUGUAGAAACGAUGUCACAGCCUCGCACAGCGUCUCAAAUGCCUGUGCGGACGAGGUCGCGCUCACCUACUUCCCGGCCGACGACUCCUCUCCGCCCUUCGUCGCGUUCCUCAUUCCGUGCCUCCGUCCACCAAAAUAAUGGGAUCUUCACGGGGCCUGGAUUGCCGCUCGACUCGCUGGAGCCCCAGUUCGCAGAAUUAAGUGAUUCGAUGGCUGACCUGGAGGCGAAUUUGAUGCACUUGCAACUCAUGCACGAGAGUCUCAGUCGGUUUGGGGAGAGUUUUGCCAGUUUCUUGUAUGGGUUGAAUAUGAAUGCCUUUGUUGUUGAUUUCCCAGAGGCUCCAAUCUCUGAGUCCAUCAAGCGCUGGCAAAAGCGUCAGCAGGGAGACCAGGGAAAUCUCGACGAUCAGUCGACGACAAUGCAAAACAACACCACCGCUGGUGAUGGAAGGCUCGGCGAGGGCAGUGCAGAUGCCACCUUUAUGACUGCAGCAGAUGCAAGUUUCGCAAGCUUGAAGGCAACUCCACGCCGUAAAAGCAUGGCUCCAUCGCUAACACCCGGAACUACCUCAACUAUCAAGCAGAGCAAUCUGCCUGCUAGUCGUGGAAAUGCUGCUGCAGGGACAAGAGGAAGUAGAGGAAGUGUCAGCAGCCGUGGUUCGAGAGGAAGUGGUCUACCACGGGGUAGAGCGAGGGGAAGUAAGUAGGCGACGGUGUCAUCGAGUUGCAGUCUCACGACAUCAUGGCCUUUUGUUCUCGCCGAGAGAGUCCAUUAGGGCUCUUCUACGACGCCGAGAUACUAAUUCAUCAACCCCAUACGCCAGAUUCGUGGAUGGAAUCUGUCCGGCCAGACUUGUUCUUUAAGCUGUCCUGCCAUGCACAAUUAGAAAAGGGGGACUUCUCUUCUAGCGCUUGUCAUCUCCAGAGCCUGUUAGCCACCAUUAUCCGUCGACAGGCCGUCCCAGUCGACAACACCAUCAUCUCCCAAGGACGAACCCUUGAAAGCGAGACAAAGAUUCCCUGCGUACAGACCACCGGAAGACGUCGAGGUCCAAAAGCCCCAUCCAUCACACGUACGACUUCCAAAGCUUUAUCUCACUCAACACCCUCCUCCUCGCACUCCUCCUUCUUACCUCCGUCUUGUCAAUAUUGUGUUAAGAUGGAAGAGCUCCAACCAAACAUGACUUUGUUUCAGUACGAGGUCGUCUACAAAGGAAGGUUGAGUGACAAAUUCGAGGCGUUUUUUGAGAACAUAUUCCGAGUCGCGGCACUCGAUUGGGCUUUGGCUCACAAAAUCAAUGCUCGUGUGACAGGGCUCCUGGAGACUUUGGAAACGGGUACCAGGGACUCUGAGGACUUGGAUCAGGCUCAGAAAGAGGAAGCUGCGGAUGACUUGGCCUUGUACGUAGGUUACCAAGACAAAGCCAUUGCGGCGCACGUCCAGGCCCAGUUCAUUAUCCAGGCGUGCGCUAAGCUCUUCGUCUUCAUGAUGUCGGUUCGCUACACUGAUGAGAAUGGAGUCCGCUUGCCGCCACAAAGCCCAGGACAGUCGCACUGGUGGACUUAUGAGUUCAUCGACUUGGUAUCAAAGGCUCAAGAGGCGAUGUGGGAUGAUGAUGAUAUCGACACCGCCUUCAACGACAUUCCUGAAGAGCUCUUUUCUUACCCUUGAAGAAGGCGUUCGACCAGGGUACACGGAGAGUCGAGGGCGGGUUGCAGUCCAUGACGACCUACUCGGUAGAAGUUAACGAUUUGCUUUUUCUGGUACUGGCCCAGUGCUGGUGAGGCUGUGAGACCCUCAAAGAAAGCGAUGAAGAGAGAGGCCGUUGGGUUGAGAGGAAAUGGACGCCAUCUUCAGCAACGUGCUUGGAGGAGCGGGCUGGAUUUGCAGGCGACGCGGUGUGGAGAUGGUCGGUUACCGCCAAAGAGUCUAGACCUUGAUAUGCAAGGCUGCGAC